CCAAUAUUUUCUUCAACAGUAAGUCCAUUUCCAGAGAGAGAAAAGAAAAGAAAAAUGCUCAUAGAUCAUCGAUUCAAUUCUCGAAAACCCUAAUCCCCAAAUCUCAAGGUAAACAUCUCAAUUUUCCUCUUGGAUCUGAAUUUUCUUGGAUUGAUUUGUAAUUUUGUUGAACCUAAUUUUGCCAUGGCGACGAAAACUGAGGAAGGAGAUGAGAAAUUAGUAGCAGUAGCACAAACGAUCUUGAAAAACUUAGGAACGACAGAGAAUAUAACCCAAGACAUGAUAUUCAUAUUGUCCAAAUUCGAUGAUCGAUUUUCCAAUGUAUUCGCUGAUAAUAGCAAUCACAAGAGUGAAAUUGAAGAGCAGCUUGAAAUCUCCGAGAAAGUGAUAUUAAAAUGGGAAGAAAUGAAUACGAAUACCAGGCAGAGAAACUGUUUAAGAUGGGAAGAUUCACAUGACGAAGCGAGUGAGUAUUUAAGAGCGGUAGAUGAUGUGAUUAGGUUAACGGAAGAAGAUUUGACUCCAUGUGACGGUGAAUUGAAAGAUCGUGCCGAGAGUUUGUUGCAGCAAGCGAUGGCGAGGUUGGAAGAUGAAUUUAGGCAUGUUUUGGCUAGGAAUACUGUUCCACUGGAUGGGGAUAGGUUGAGUAGUGUGUCGUUUUCUAGGAGGGUUUCUGUUUCUUUUGCUUCAAAUGAAGGGGAGAAUCAGGGUUCUGAGACGACGUCUGUUGAGGAUGGACAGGAGGGGUAUUGUGAGGAGAAGGAGGGAGUGGAUGGCGAUGAGGAGGAGGGUGAGGAAGAAGAAGUAGAAUACGGGGAUGGUUAUCUUGAUUUGAUUAAUCCGAAUGCUGUUUGUGAUCUGAGGGAGAUUGCGGAAAGGAUGAUUAGGUCUGGGUAUGAGAAAGAGUGGUGCCAGGUUUAUAGUAGUGUUCGCCGUGAUGUUUUAGAUGAAUGUUUAUCGAUUCUUGGUAUUGAGAAGUUAAGUAUUGAAGAAGUGCAGAAGAUUGAGUGGAGGUCAUUAGAUGAGAAAAUGAAGAAGUGGACACAUGCUGUGAAAAAUGUGAUUAGUGUUCUUUUGCCUAGUGAGAAACAGCUUAUUGUUGAAAUUUGCGGUGGGUCAGAAUUAAUCACUGAGGUUUGCUUUACUGAGACCACAAAGGGAUGUGUGAUGCAGUUGUUGAAUUUCGGUGAGGCGAUUAUAAUUGGACGGCGUGCAUCAGAGAAGCUCUUUCGUAUACUUGACAUGUAUGAUGCGCUGGCUGAUGUGAUGCCGGGUUUGCAAGCAUUAUAUCCUAAUGAUUCUGGUGAAUUUUUGUGCAAUGAAGCACGAGGAAUUCUGGAUGGACUUGGUGAGUCAGCAAGAGGAACACUAGCUGAAUUUGAGAAUGCUGUUCGGGGUGAGACGUCUAGGAAGGCAACCCAUGGUGGUGAAAUCCAUCCGCUGACACGUUAUGUGAUGAAUUACUUGAAGUUACUUGUUGAUUAUAGUGAUUCAUUGAAUAUGCUCUUAAAAAGUGGCACAGAAGAUUCGGAUCAUUCGGGAAGUAAUAAUUAUUUGAAGACGGAUGACUUGUCUCCAAUGGGCCAUUGUUUGCUGUCGUUGAUCUCAUCUCUUGAGUCGAAUCUUCAAGAGAAAUCAAAGUUCUACGAGGAAGGUGGGAUACAAUAUAUAUUUUUGAUGAAUAACAUCCUUUACAUUGUUCAGAAAGUUAAAGAUUCCGAGCUCGGGAAGCUUUUGGGUGAUCACUGGGUUCGCAAACGCCGAGGUCAAGUUCGUCAAUAUGCAACUAGUUAUCUGAGAGCUUCUUGGAGCAAGGCCUUGUCUUUUAUGAAGGAUGAAGGAAUCGGUGGUGGUGGGAGCUCAAGCAGUGUAUCAAAAGUCGUUCUUAAGGAACGGUUUAAGAAUUUUAAUUUAUGCUUUGAAGAUAUUUAUAGGAAUCAAUCAGCUUGGAAGGUCACAGAUCCUCAACUUCGUGAAGAGCUACGGUUAUCUAUCUCGGAGAAAGUUCUUCCAGCAUACCGUUCAUUUAUGGGGAGAUUUAGGGGCCAUCUUGAGCGCGGGCGUCAUUCCGGGAAGUACAUAAAAUACACUCCGGAGGAUUUAGAGAAUUAUCUUUUAGAUUUGUUUGAAGGAAUGCCACGAAUUCUGCAAAAUCCAAGGAGAACACUAAGUUCUUAGGACAAUGAAGACAUGGGAAGGUAAGCCCUUUGCUCCCAUCAGGGUGUUGUUACUUCAGAUCACUUGUGGAAUUAUAUCAUGGCGAUCUGAUAUUUACUCUCUUUUAUUUCCUCGUCUGAAUUGAACAUUAUGAUGAAAAGAUUCUCAGAAGUCUUAUGUAUGACCCCUAUAUAACUCUAUAUAUACUGUUGGGGUUAUGCAUGACUUUGUAAAUCAUAUUGAGGGUGGCAUCUUGUCAGGAUUUAUGACUGUUUUGUUGUGAUUCCAGCCAUAAUUACAGUAGCUCUGUGCCAUAGGAUUGUAAAAUAUGAGUGUGCUCUGAAAAAUGUUUCGGCUGUUUUUAGUCACAUAAUGCAGUUACUUUUUUGUUACCUCA
Molecule: messenger RNA, 2554 nt
Organism: Papaver somniferum (opium poppy)
Lineage: Eukaryota; Viridiplantae; Streptophyta; Magnoliopsida; Ranunculales; Papaveraceae
Product: exocyst complex component EXO70B1-like
Exons: 1
Coding region: 184-2178 (664 amino acids)
Biological process (GO): exocytosis
Cellular component (GO): exocyst
Molecular function (GO): phosphatidylinositol-4,5-bisphosphate binding
Source: RefSeq, a predicted model, not a curated record